Molecule: messenger RNA, 7610 nt
Organism: Paramormyrops kingsleyae
Lineage: Eukaryota; Metazoa; Chordata; Actinopteri; Osteoglossiformes; Mormyridae
Product: MYND-type zinc finger-containing chromatin reader ZMYND8-like
Biological process (GO): regulation of DNA-templated transcription
Cellular component (GO): cytoplasm; nucleus
Molecular function (GO): transcription corepressor activity; protein binding
Source: RefSeq, a predicted model, not a curated record
CCUUGUUUUUAACUUAAAUUUCUAGGCUUUAGAUAAAAGAUAAAAACACCAAUCACGAUGAGCUCAUUUGCUCAGCCCGUGUAGCAGACUCUUUCAUACUGUUCCUUUUUUAUUUUCACUUUUGGGAUCACUCACCUUGAGAUUAGCUGCUGAUUCAUAUAAAUGCUAACUGGGGCUCGCUCGCCGCCCGCUCGCCUUUUCGUCUGUUUCCUGCGAGUGGGACUGAGCCUCUAAGGGCACGUGAGAGCGAGGCCUAGCAUGCCACGCUGUUCGAGAUUUCACCACGAUCGUAGCUUUCUCUGAGUCUCGGCUGUUUGCAGACGGCUGUGGGGAGAGUAGGGUUUCACACUGGACCCAGGAAAUAUAAUUUCCUUGCUGAACUGCCACCAGAGAGCUAUUUCUGCCAGCUGGUUUAAAAAUGUGACCCCCUUCUCCCUCUAUGUUUGCUUGUUUUGCUUCCCUGCUCCAAACUAGAAUUUCAGCUGGGGAAUAGAAGAGCUGCUGUUUAACACAACACAGAUCUUGUUGUGUUUUUAGUCAUUUCAGCCUGUGGAGUUUCACAUUAGUAGGGCUGCUGAUUUUAGUUUCUUCCAAAAUGAACCUACAGAACAGGACAUUCUUUCAAGCUCUUAAUAUGCUAGAAUCUUCUGUUGUCCAUGUUAAUCUAUUGUUUUCUGUAUAUUUUGUUCAUAUGAAUUUCUGCAAAGUAGUGUUUGACAAUUUCCUUUAUCAUGUUUAGAUAUAUUUAUGUGAAACUUAAGCAUUAGUGUUUGAUACAGUAGCAGGCUUUUACGUGAAAUAGUUAUUGUAACUGGUAAAAUAUUUUCCAUAAUUAGGGCUUAUGUAUCCAUUGCUGACUUCUGCUGAUCUAUUUUUGAUCUAGUGAUAAUGUACUAAGGAAAUUACAUCAGAACUUUGCCUCUUUUUUUCUUUUUUUGAAGUGCUGGUGGUGUUAUUUUAACCUGUGUUCUAUAUUUAUGUUGAUUAUUUAGGACCCUAAUUGGUUUUAGCAUUGGUGUUUUUACAUUAUUAUUUUCAGGUUUUUUUUGUCCCUGAAUGAUUCUGCUUUUAAUUCAGUAGGUAUACUAGUGUUUGUGCUUGAAAGGAUCUGUUCCUUCUUUUUAAAAUGGACACCGGAACAUUAUCUUUUGGCUCGCACUCAGAUUAUUUUAAGAAGGCUGUGCAGAACAUUCCGUGGAUGUCUUUUUUUUUUUUUCUGUACCUUUCAUUUAAUUCGAAAAUUCUCAGACUGAAUAUUUGUAUGUCGGCCUGAAAUGAUUGUUUAAUUUGUGAAGAAUAUCUGCAUUGCAGCAAAAUGUCUAAGAGAGAGAAGGUAGCAAUGAGCUGUGUGGCACAGCGCAGCCGCCCAAUCAGACCCCUCCGUGCGGCACUCAAACCAAUCGCUGCCACAGCCGAGGUUAAAGAUUGACAAUUGCAGUGUAGCAGCAGGGAGAGCAAGGCCCUUCUGGAAAAUUCUGCAACCAUCUUUGUUUCAUCCCAUCCAGCCAAAUUUUAAAGGCCAGGGUGAAGAAUUGUCUUGUUUAUUCUGUGCAUUAAGACAAGCUUGGCUGAAGAAGAAAUAAAAACGGAGUCGGAUGUGGUAGAAGGGAUGGACGUUUCCACGCGAUCCAAAGAUCCCAGCCUGACAGAAAGGGCAGCACAAAAACGAAAGCCCAGUCCUUCCCACUCAUCCAAUGGGCACUCGCCUUCAGAAAUGUCACCCAGCCCCAUCAAAAAGAAAAAGAAACCGGGAUUAGUAAACAGUAGUAACAAAGACCAGUCAGAGCUAAGACAUGGUCCCUUUUACUAUGCGAAGCAGCCACUCACCACAGACCCUGUUGAUGUUGUGCCGCAGGAUGGACGGAAUGAUUUCUACUGCUGGGUGUGCCACCGAGAGGGCCAGGUGCUCUGUUGUGAGCUAUGCCCCCGGGUGUACCAUGCAAAGUGCCUGAAACUGGCCGCCGAGCCUGAGGGGGACUGGUUCUGUCCCGAGUGUGAGAAAAUAACAGUUGCGGAGUGCAUAGAAACUCAGAGUAAAGCAAUGACCAUGCUAACAAUAGACCAGCUGUCUUAUCUGCUUAAGUUUGCGCUCCAGAAGAUGAAGCAGCCUGGGGAUCCACCUCGCUCGUCUCUCUCCCCCCACGCAGCCGCCCAGCAGAGAAAACCUAUUAAUUGGACUGAACCAUUUCAGAAACCUGUAUCACUAGAGCAACAUCCAGAUUAUGCAGAAUACAUUUUCCAUCCAAUGGAUCUCUGUACAUUAGAGAAGAAUAUAAAAAAGAAAAUGUAUGGCUGCACAGAAGCCUUCCUGGCUGAUAUGAAAUGGAUAUUACACAACUGUAUAAUUUACAAUGGAGGUAAUCACAAACUUACAGCGACAGCAAAAGUCAUUGUAAAAAUCUGUGAACAUGAAAUGAAUGAAAUUGAGGUUUGUCCAGAGUGUUACCUAUCAUCUUGCCAAAAGCGGGAAAACUGGUUCUGUGAGCCAUGUAGCCAGCCCCACCCUCUGGUGUGGGCGAAACUUAAGGGGUUUCCAUUCUGGCCAGCAAAAGCUCUGCGGGAUAAGGAUGGACAAGUGGAUGCCCGUUUCUUUGGGCAGCAUGAUAGGGCCUGGGUCCCCAUAAAUAACUGCUACCUCAUGUCCAAAGAGAUCCCUUUUUCUGUGAAAAAGACAAAGAGCAUCUUCAACAGUGCCAUGCAAGAGAUGGAAAUCUACGUAGAGAAUAUUCGCAAGAAGUUUGGAGUCUUCAACUAUGCUCCGUUCAGGACCCCCUACACACCCAACAAUCAGUUCCAGAUGCUACUGGACCCCUCCAAUCCUGCGGCUGGUGUGGUCAAGACUGAAAAACCUGAGAAGAUCAAGUUUAACUUUGACAUGACGGCCUCUCCCAAGAUGCUUCUGAGCAAGAGCGUGCUGUCAGGUGGCACGAGUAGGCGGAUCUCGCUCACGGAGAUGCCCCGUUCUCCUAUGAGCACCAACUCCUCUGUGCACACAGGCUCUGACAUAGAGCAGGACAUCUCCGACAAAAGCAUGAAAGUCAUGCAUGGUCACUACAGCACUGGUGAAGAGUCCAUGGACUGCACAGCUUCUCCGGCUUCUGCAAAGACUGGGCAUGCGGGCAGUGUCACAGGCAGUCCCAAGACGUUUUCCCCACAGGCUUCCACACCUAUUGCCCCCAAGCAGGAGAGAGCGCCCCCUACUGGGAGCAUUCUCAAUCUCAAUCUUGAUAGGAGCAAAGCAGAGAUGGACUUGAAGGAGCUGAGUGAGACCGUACAGCAGCAAACGGCACCAGUAGUGCUGACUUCACCAAAGAGGCCCAUAAAGCGCCAUUUUCAGCUCAACUUGGAUAAAACCAUUGAGAGUUGCAAAGCACAACUUGGAAUCGAUGACAUUUCUGAGGACAUCUACAGAGGCGUCGAGCACAGCGAUUCGGAGGACUCUGAGAAGUCUGACUCCAGUGACAGUGAGUACAUGAGCGAUGAGGAGCAGAAGGUGAAGGACGGCCAGGAGGAGGCUGACAAAGACCAACCUGAAAAGGAUUCAAGGAAGAGGCCCAGGGUGCCAUCUCAAGGAGAAGGCGAGAGCAAGCUGGAUGUUCCAUCUAAGAAAGCGACGUCUGAGGUGCCAGCGGCGAAAGAGAAGCCGGGCGGCGAUGCUGAUAAAGAAGCUUCUGAGAAGAGCAAGAUGCUCCAGCACCCCAUUAAGAAGGAGAAGGAAGGGCCGUCCUGCACCACGGGGCUCGACAUGGACUCGGACUCUGAGAGAGAGCUGGUAAUAGACCUUGGGGAUGACCAGGCCAGCCAGGAGCACAAACGGAAUAAAAAGGAGCCAGCAGCAGCCACGACACCCAAGGACCCAGUUGUCCCUAAGACUGAAGGUAAACCCCUUUCAACCUGUAGUGCAGCACCUCCACCCUCGAGCGACACAUCCUCCUCUGCCCCCAGUGUGAAAGACCCUACUCGGUCCCCAAUUACCAUCCCCCUCAACGUGGUCUCCUUUGCUGCCACCCCCACGUCCAACCUGCUGCCCAACACGGCCACCACUGCAGGUUCCUCGCCAGCCGCAGCAGCGGCACCGGCCACUGUAAAGAAGCAGCGGCCCCUUCUGCCGAGGGAGACGGCACCUACCGUGCAGCGCACGGUGGUGUGGAACCCAGCUGGAAAGUUCCAGACUUCCUCACAGAAGUGGCACAUGCAGAAGGUCCAACGGCAGCAGCAGAACCAGCAGCCAGCUGCGCAGUUACAGAGUCCCCAGGCCCAGACGCCCUCACAAUCCCAGUCCUCGUCUUCCUCAGUGUCCUCUCCACAGCAGCCUUCCUCUAGCACCAGAUACCAGACAAGACAGGCUGUGAAAGCGGUGCAACAGAAAGAGGUCCUCCAGGGCACAUCUACCUCGGCAGUCACCUUGGCGACUGGCACCCCAGCUGCGUCCAUUGUCGCAACCCCUGGGACUGCUGCCAGUACCACUACUACUGGGGACUUCCAAGUCUCCACCGCCUCUGCAGAUGUAGCCGCAGACAUAGCAAAGUACACCAAUAAAGUAAUGGACACAAUAAAAGGAACCAUGACGGAAAUAUACAAUGAUCUCUCAAAGAGCACUUCAGGAAACACUGUAGCCGAGAUUCGCCGUUUAAGAAUAGAGAUCGAAAAGUUGCAGUGGCUACACCAACAGGAGUUAUCUGAAAUGAAGCACAACCUAGAGCUCACCAUGGCUGAGAUGCGGCAGAGCCUGGAGCAGGAGCGCGAGCGGCUCAUAGCGGAGGUGAAGAAGCAGAUGGAGCUGGAGAGACAGCAGGCCGUGGACGAGACCAAGAAGAAGCAGUGGUGCGCCAACUGUAAGAAGGAGGCCAUCUUCUACUGCUGCUGGAACACAAGCUACUGUGACUACCCCUGCCAGCAGGCUCACUGGCCAGAGCACAUGAAGUCUUGCACACAGUCAGCCACAGCCUCUCAACAGGAGCCUGAGACCGAGGCAGCCACAGACGUGGCGAGCAGGACCUCCACACUGACUGCCAGCACCCAGCAGACUCCUUUGGACUCUACAGCCACUUCCAUGGACAAGGACUCCGCUGCAGAAAAAGCAAAAGACGGCGUCAGUGUCUCUGUAUCCUAACCUCCAGCUUGUAGCCAGUUAUUAUUGUACGAUAUUCUUUGUAAAUCUCUUGUUCAGGACAAACUUUGAAAAUAUGAUGUUCAACACACCAGCCUGGGUAUGUAAAUGCUCCCUAAAAACCAGUGUUAAUGAUAAGAAAUUCCUAUUUCACGGCCACCAUCUUACAUUAUCACAGUAGCGUGUCCAAAGGCUACAAGUCCAAGAGAAAAGAAUUGUGUGUGCAAUCGGGAGUUGCCCACAAUUCAUUCUAUGUAAAAGAUUAGAGCUGCUGUGUCUGUCACGGCAGUACACUAUACGGAAUGUCCAGAAGGAGUACAUAAAAAAGCAUCAGGCCUGCUGCCUUUUGGUUUUUGGACAAGCCACAAAAUGAAGUCUUUGUUAUUGAGUCAAGAAGACUAAUGCAGGCCUCUGUGUCGCAGUAGAAGGAUUUAACAUGACCUCCCGCAUGUAAGAGAUGAAGAGGAACUUAUGUGCCAUUUGUAGUUCCCGGUGUCUAUCAAGGGUACAUUUCUUUUUAUAUUCUUCUAAUCUCCAUUUACAACCUUCCAUUCACAAGAGCCAAUCUCGCUCUACCACGGUUCAGCUGAUCAUUUGUGGAUGGUAUGUAGGAUGACAAGGAAGAAUGGUUCCCUUCCUGGUUCAACUGGAAUUGCCCCACCAUCAUUACUGUGACAUGAAAGUGCAUAAACUUGAGGAAGUUUCAGAAUAAGUAGUGCAUUUAACAUAUCAAAGUUCCCUAAAUGACAUUUUCAUUUGGGGGCAACUGCUGCUUAGAUAGGAGCACAUUAACUUUCAAUAUACUACAAAUGACAAGAGGGUAUAUGAGCAUGUUGUCAGAUUAAACUGAUGUUUUAGGCAAGUUGACAGAACACAAACUGAACAUGUAAGUUCUCAACAGACACUAUAGUAAUAGUUCUAAGCCCAACCUAUGUUUUCUGGUAACUUCCAAUAUGUCACUAUCCAAUUUUCAGUGCCCUUACUAUGUAAGUGGCAGUGAUUGUUUUAAAACUAUCAGGUUAAGAAUCAAGUUAUUUUUUAAAAAUUGUAUGUUUUUAAAAACCAGUGUAUAUUGGUUCAUGUCUACUAUUUCAACUUGUUACAGGAGACAUUUACCUAAAUUACACACAGAAUUUAAUGCACAGUAGUUCAAGCCUGCUCAGAUUUUUUUUUUAAAAGGUUUAAAUUGUAUGUCGAUUAUACCUACAUAAACCUUAAGAGGACUGUAGAGCAUACUUUUAUGCCUUCUGAGUCUGGUUUUUAAAAGUUUCUGCUGAGGUCACAUACUUGUGGAAGUGGGUUAUAAAGAGAAGCUAUUUAAGCAUAUGUCAGGACACCUCUUCAAAUAAGCCCCACCUAAAUAUGUCUCUUAGGUGGGGUCUAAUGGCUUCCCAUUGGAUAGACUGUUAAAUAUAUUCCCAGUGUAAAAAAUAUAAAAGGGAAAAAAACCUACUCCUGGCUGAGGAGGAAAAAGAACAAAAGUGACUGUAUAUUUCUAGUGAGAAUUUUUCUCACACAUUGUUUACAUUUGAUGUAAAUAAAGAGAGAAGGGGCUGAAAGAGUAGAGCCUUAUUUUCACAUGUGCACAGUACUUUUUAUUUAGAUCGAGACAGUUUUGGACCGUGGUAUGGAGGUAUGACCUACAGAAUGUUUUGUCUUCAUGUCUUUGAUUUUCUAUGAAGCUGUGUCAUUCAACUGGUUACAUUCAGCUUUUCAAAGAAACUUUCUUGCAGUACAAAUCAUGAAAAAAUGGGCAGUGUUAACCCCUAAUAUUUUAAAAUGCUAGAGCACACAUUUGUUGCCUUUUUGCUUCUCCUUUCCUCUCAGGUUGAAGGAAAUGGUUGUGUAAACAGCCUCUUUAUCACUAAUGUGGAACAACAAAAGGGUUAUGUUGCCAUCUUCAGGUCAAGGUGUGUGUGUGUAUUUUUUAAAUGUCUUGGCUUCAUUGUGUCUUUCUGUGUAAUGAAAGAGGAGUUAGUGGUGGAAUAAAUUCUUAACCACAAUAUUUAAAAUAUCUUAAAUUUCUAUCUUCAGAAAGCAGGUUUAUGACUUAUUUACAGCAGAGUUGAGAGGUCCAUGGAAGUCUCACCAACAGUGGUGUUAGUUUAAAAAAGUAAUAAAAGGGUUGGAAAAAUUAUAAAAAAAUAAAAAAAAAACCUUAAAUGUGAACUUAAUAUUCUUUGCCAACUUUAAAGAUGUAGAGGCUAUCAAUUUGUAUAUAUACACAUCCAUGAGUUACACUACAGUGUAUAGAGUUAGAAGCCUUUCUGAGUAUGGAUGUUUGUGGUACGUACUUUUUUAAAUCACCUGUAAAUAUUGCAAUGUGUGUUUUUUGGAUAUAAUAAAAGAAAAUGUAUAUUUCAUGUACCCCAAUAUCUUUUGUUACUGUUCUCUCCUUCUUCAAAAUACUGACAGUAUAUGAUUGUUACUGCAGUAACUCUGUGAAUAUUUAUAUUGUGUGCAACAUGUCUGUUUAUAUAAAAUGUUUUUCUAAAUGCAA